AUGAGGGGCUUAGCAGUCUUUAUUUCGGACAUCCGAAACUGCAAAAGCAAGGAAAGUGAAAUCCGACGCAUUAACAAAGAGUUGGCUAAUAUAAGAUCGAAAUUCAGAGGUGAUAAAACCCUGGACGGUUAUCAGAAGAAGAAAUAUGUUUGCAAAUUACUUUUCAUAUUUCUUCUCGGUCAUGAUAUUGAUUUUGGUCACACCGAAGCUGUUAAUUUGUUAUGUUCCAAUAGGUACACUGAAAAACAAAUAGGAUAUUUAUUUAUAUCUGUGCUUAUUAAUGAGUCCCACCCUCUUAUGAACCUCGUUAUAUCACGACUGAAGGAUGACUUAAAUAGUCGCAAUCCUGUAUUCAUGAACCUUGCAUUACAGUGCAUCGCAAAUAUUGGGAGUCGAGAGAUGGCCGAAAACUUUGCUGAUAAAAUCCCCAAAUUACUUGUGUCUGGCGAUACGAUUGAUUCCAUUAAACAGAAUGCUGCGCUGUGUUUACUGAAGUUGAUUAGAGUUGCACCGGAACUUGUCACGUAUGAUGACUGGACUGUUAGAGCUAUGCAUCUUCUUAAUGAUCAACACUUGGGGGUUGUUACAUCAGCUGUUAGUCUAAUCGAUGCUUUGGUAAAAAGGAGCCCCGAAGAACACAAAGGAUGUGUAUCACUCGCUGUUUCACGGCUUAGCAGGUUGAUCACGUCUUCAUAUACCGAUCUACAGGACUAUACGUAUUAUUUUGUUACGGCUCCUUGGCUAUCGGUAAAAUUACUACGCUUGCUACAGAACUAUCCUCCUCCAGAAGACAAUACUGUCCGUGCUAGGCUAGCAGAGUGCCUAGAUACAAUUUUGAAGAAAGUUCAAGAAGCUCCAAAGUCAAAGAAAGUACAACAUCCUAAUGCUAAAAAUGCUGUUCUGUUUGAAGCAAUUAAUCUGAUUAUCCACAUGGAUAGUGAUCCAAAAUUACUUGUUCGCGCUUGUAAUCAAUUAGGACAGUUCUUGCAACAUAAGGAGACAAAUCUACGUUACCUGGCUCUGGAGUCUUUGUGCUUGUUAGCUACGAGUGAAUUCAGUCACGAAGCGGUUAAAAAACACCAAGAAACAAUAGUUAACGCUCUGAAAAGUGAACGAGAUGUUUCAGUUCGUCAAAGAGCUGUUGAUCUUUUGUACGCUAUGUGUGAUAGAACGAACGCACAGGCUAUUGUAGGUGAGAUGCUCAGUUACUUGGAAGUGGCAGACUAUGCAAUCCGCGAGGAAAUGGUACUUAAAGUUGCUAUAUUAGCUGAGAAAUAUGCUACUGAUUAUUCGUGGUAUGUGGAUACUAUAUUGAAUUUAAUAAGAGUUGCUGGCGACUAUGUGAGUGAUGAGGUUUGGCAUCGCGUUAUCCAGAUUGUUAUAAAUCGUGAAGAUGUUCAAGGAUAUGCAGCGAAAACAGUAUUUGAGGCUCUACAAGCUCCUGCUUGUCAUGAAAAUAUGGUGAAAGUGGGAGGUUAUAUUUUGGGUGAAUUUGGUAAUCUUAUUGCUGGUGACCCAAGAUCAGCACCCAAAGUGCAAUUCAAUUUAUUGCACAGUAAAUUUCAUCUUUGUACUCCAACUACACGUCAACUAUUGUUAUCCACUUAUAUGAAAUUUAUCAAUUUGUUCCCUGAAAUCAAAUCUGAUAUACAGUCUGUACUACAAAAUGAUAGUAAUUUGCGUAGUUCCAAUGUAGAAAUACAACAACGGGCUACGGAAUACUUGGCAUUAUCACGGAUAGCUACUGAUGAUGUAUUGGCUACCGUAUUGGAGGAAAUGCCACCAUUUCCUGAACGGCAGUCGAGUAUUCUGGCUAAACUUAAAGCUAGAAAUCCUACAGGUGAUGGAAAUGUAUCUAAAUCUGAGGCUCACGGAGAAGGUCACACCCAGAAUGCAGCUAAAAUCAACAAUGACAGUAACCAUAUAAAUGCUACUGAUACUGGUGGAGAAGCGGAUUUAUUGAAUUUCGGCAACCUUGGUACUGCUAACAGCGAAGUUCGUGCAAAAUCUAACGCAUCUAACCUAUUAGUUGAUAUAAUGGGUAAUGGUGUGGCGACCACAGAUAUUAACAACUUACUGCAUGCUGGUGACGAUCAGUAUAUGAAUCAUAAAGAAUUCGUAAACUUUCUUAGUCGACAUAAUGCCAUUUUAUACGAGAAUUCUCUUAUUCGUAUCGGUAUUCGUAUGGAAUCUCGUGGACAGUAUUGUCGUUUGGGUGUAUAUUACGGGAAUAAGUCUCCACAUCAUUUCACUGUAUUCUGUACUCAAGUAACCUGUCCAGAUGCUAUGGAUGUGAACGAAGUGGUUAAGGCUAUAUCAAUUGAACUUCAACCUGGACCUGAUCGAUUGGAAGCAGGAACACAAGUUCAACAAGCAUUGAAUGUUGAGUGUUUACGUCCUUUCACAGAAGUAGUAAAACUAGAUGUUUCAUUCUUAUGUGAUGACUCAAAACAGCACUAUACACUUAUGCUUCCAAUCACAUUAAACAAAUUCCUUCAACCUGCAGAAAUGGAUCAAGGAACAUUCUUUUCCCGAUGGAAAUUAUUAUCUCAACCAGGACAAGAAUGUCAAAAGAUUAAUCCAUCUCGUUUUCCAAUGGAAACUGCAUCAAUGAGAAAUAUUACUAGAAACUUUGGAUUCAGUCUGCUAGAUGGAAUUGAUCCCAACCCGCAAAAUAUUGUUGGUGCAGGCAUUGUUGUUACCAGUAGUCAACAAGUCGGUGUACUUCUUCGAUUAGAACCUAAUACACAGUCAAAGAUGUAUCGUGUAACAAUUCGAAGUACAAGAGAUAUUGUAUCAUCUCAUUUGAAACAAGUAAACAAUUGGCGUUCAAUACCUGUAUGUCCGAAGGAUUUCAAUCUGUUUGCUACCUUAAAUAGCGGUCAGGCUUUCCGUUGGAUUUCUAAAUCGACGGAUAAUGAAUGGCAUGGUGUUAUAAAUGGCAGACUAUGGAGACUACGUCAAACUGACAACACCAAGCCUGUAGAAUACUUGGAUACCUUGGAUAAACAUACAAAUACACGUUCAGAUUUAGCAGAUAUACCAUCAGAUUUAUUCGAUUAUUUUAGACUUGGAAUAAACUUAUCAGAUCUAAUUAAAGAAUGGUGCGUACGGGAUGAAUGGUUCACCAAUCGUUUUUCAGAUAACUCCAGUACAGAUACAGCCCGUGGUUUACGCUUAAUGAGACAAGAUCCAGUAGAGACGGUAUUUGCUUUCAUUACAUCAGCUAAUAACAAUUUAAUACGUAUUACAAAAUUACUUUAUAAACUAUGCAGUUUGUACGGUGAUCCCCUGUAUCUUGAUGAUGAUGCUGGUGAUGUAGGCAAUUGGACAUUUCCAUCACUUGAAGUACUUGCACAACCGAAGAUGAUGAAUGAGCUGCAAAAUAUUGGCUUCGGUUAUCGAUCGAAAUUUAUUGUACAAGCUGCUGAUUGGUUGUUAAAGAAUGGAGGCAAAUCUCGAUUAUAUGAACUGCGUACAAUUCCUCAUUCUGAAGCUCAGGCAUUUCUUACUCAAAUACCUGGAAUUGGAAAGAAGGUUGCAGAUUGCAUAUGCCUUACAUCCUUAGAUAAACUGAAUGUUGUCCCCAUCGAUGUACAUAUGCAUCGUGCUGCAUAUGAAAGAAAAAUUCCUGAAGCAUCUCGUAAGAGUGUAACUACAAAGUCUUAUGAUGUCAUCUCUAAAUCUCUUAGUGAUAUUUGGGGAGAAUAUGCUGGAUGGGCACAAACUAUUCACUUCUAUACACGUAUGAUGGAUUCCAAACCAAAUAAAAAAAUUAAAGAUAUGAUGCACCAUGUCACUUCAACAGAUUUAUCAGAAUAA
Molecule: messenger RNA, 3822 nt
Organism: Trichobilharzia szidati
Lineage: Eukaryota; Metazoa; Platyhelminthes; Trematoda; Strigeidida; Schistosomatidae
Source: the annotation of a GenBank genome assembly